This is a messenger RNA of Hevea brasiliensis (rubber tree), 937 nucleotides long. Its product is annotated as embryogenesis-like protein. The coding region runs from base 93 to 638 and encodes 181 amino acids. The record is from RefSeq and is a predicted model, not a curated record. The transcript has a single exon. NCBI's taxonomy places the organism in Eukaryota, Viridiplantae, Streptophyta, Magnoliopsida, Malpighiales, Euphorbiaceae.
UCUACUCCAGAAAAAUGGGAAUUUGGGAUUUUCAGCUUCUCCUCCUUCCUUUCUUUCUCAUUCUGUAAACAUUGAAUUCAAAGGCCCAAAAAAUGCAUAGACAAUCACUAAUUUCUCUCUUCAAGUUGCUCCGGAGACACCCUUUUCAACCUUCUACGCAACCCAUAUUUGCAUUUUCCAUCGAAUCGCUCUCACCGAUUCCGACUCGACUCGUUCCCAACUCACUCAUACCACUGAGCCCCAAAUUUCUUCACACUUACACCUCAAAUCUUUACACAUCUGCAAAUCCACUUCACCGUACCCUCCACGAUUGGUCCCCGACUUAUAAAACUCGGAGAAAGCAGAGUACUGAGUCAGGAGGUGACCCAGCUCCCGCGUUGGAUGUAAACAGAGAAGUGGACAUGAUAAAUCUCAAGUUUGCAGAAGCAAGAGAGGAGAUACAGAUGGCAAUGGAGUCAAAAGAGACUGUGUAUUUCAAUGAAGAGGCAGAGUGUGCACGGACUGCGGUGAAAGAAGUGCUGGACAUGUUUGAGGGACUAUUGGGGAAGUUGCCCGAGAGCGAAAAGGCGGCUUUGCAGAGGUCAAUGGGACUGAAGAUUGAGCAGUUGAAGGCUGAGCUUCAACAGUUGGAUGAUUAAUGAGGUUGGUGAUAGUGGGUACUAGCCGAUUUUCGUUUGGUGCAUUCUUUUUGGGGUUUUGGAUAAUGUAUUAGGUUUUCGCUGAGGUUAUAGAAUCAUAAGUGAAAAGGUUUAUGUGAUGGAAACUUAAAGAGAGAUGAUUUUGAAUAAUGGAUUAGGAGUUUGUUCCUGAAGUUUAAUUAUCUUAUGGCACUAAUCAUAAAUUUUUUUUUAACCUUUGGAAUAAAACGAUUUUGUUUUGCUGUAACUUUUGAUCAUUUGCGAGUGGUAUAACACUAACAAUAGUUAUAUGCUUCUAA